AAAAGAUUAAUUUAAGUGCCUAAAACUAAAAAUAAAUAAAUAAUAUUUGACAACUAUUUCAGAUCAUUUUAAAUGGAUUAAAGUAUUUUUGAUACAAUAAGAAAUUGUUAUUAGACAGCUUAUGAGAUUUAAACAGCAUUAAGUAACAAAUUUGAUAUGGGAUUUAAAAUUUUGAUGGUUCAUAGUGUAACAGAUGGGUAUAUAUCUGAGUAAGAUUUAGCAGCUUCUAGAAAAGAUUUUGCCAAACAUUGCAACAAAUUAGCAGAAUUACAUGACAGACGUACAUAAAAAUAUGUAAGCCAAAGGUUAGAAUAGUUUAAAACUUGUGCUGUCUAGGUUAGAAAUUAUACAAAAGAGUACUCAUCCCUUUAUGAAUACUCAACGAACUGUUUCGAUGAGUUUAGUGAUAAAUAAUAAGGAAGAUUAUGAUAACUCUACUAUUUUGAGAUAUGCUUAGUUAAAUUAAAAAGAAUUCUUAAAAUGAAUGAAAACAAACUAAUUAUUUUAAUUAUAAAUAUCCAAAAAAAGCAAAAAAGCUUAUUUUGAAAAUAUAAAAAUAUAUCUAAAUAAAAUUAUUAUUUAAUAUGUAAAAUCAAGAUCUCUAUAAAAAAUAUAUAGAUAGAUAUAUAGAAUAAUAAUAAUAAUUUAUAUUUAGAUAUAAAAUAAUUUUUAGCAAGUAAUUAAAAUUGAUUCA
Tetrahymena thermophila SB210 is the source of this 694-nucleotide messenger RNA. RefSeq lists its product as hypothetical. NCBI's taxonomy places the organism in Eukaryota, Ciliophora, Oligohymenophorea, Hymenostomatida, Tetrahymenidae. The record is from RefSeq and is a predicted model, not a curated record. The transcript has a single exon.